Molecule: messenger RNA, 1998 nt
Organism: Coffea eugenioides
Lineage: Eukaryota; Viridiplantae; Streptophyta; Magnoliopsida; Gentianales; Rubiaceae
Product: protein ZINC INDUCED FACILITATOR 1-like
Exons: 18
Coding region: 156-1670 (504 amino acids)
Biological process (GO): transmembrane transport
Molecular function (GO): transmembrane transporter activity
Source: RefSeq, a predicted model, not a curated record
UUAGUUGAAGACAGUUAUGAUGCAUAUGUUGUAUUGAAGACAUGUAUUGGGAUUCAAAAUUAAAAGCAGAAGCUAGCACUUUUUUCCCAUCUCAACGACUACAUAUUUCCUUCUUCACUGAGUAAAAUCAGAAAGUUGAAGGAAUCUAUACGUUAAUGGCGGAAAAUUCUCAACUGUUGCUGGAAAAAGGAGCAGGAAAGCAGUCGAAUUACUAUGAAAAUUGUCCAGGUUGCGCAAUUGAACGCCUCAAAUGCUCCAAUGUCGGCAUCCCUUUAAAGCACCUUUUCUUCAUCGGCACUGUCACCCUCAGUGCGGCUUUGCCAAUAACAUCCCUCUUUCCUUUCCUAUAUUUUAUGAUCGGGGAUUUUCAUAUUGCAAAAACAGAGGAAGAUAUUGGUUAUUAUGCUGGAUAUGUAGGAUCUUCAUUCAUGUUUGGGAGAGCUUUAACAUCUCUUUUAUGGGGAUUAGUAGCAGAUCGGUAUGGCCGAAAGCCAGUUAUACUGAUUGGCACUGUUGCAGUGGUCAUAUUCAAUACACUCUUUGGUCUUAGUUCGAAUUUUUGGAUGGCAGUUUCAAUGAGGUUUCUUCUUGGAAGUUUGUCUGGAGUACUAGGACCAAUGAGGGCGUAUGCUUCAGAAAUUUGUCAUAAAGAAUAUCAAGCACUGGGGAUGUCAGUUAUAAGCACAUCGUGGGGAGUAGGCUUGGUGAUUGGACCAGCUAUAGGUGGUUAUCUCGCUCAGCCAGCUGAUAAAUAUCCUGAAAUUUUCUCUAAACAAUCAGUAUUUGGGAGGUUUCCAUAUCUUCUGCCCUGUCUCCUAAUAUCAUUGUUUGCAGUAGUUGUAUCAGUCGUAUGUUGCUGGCUUCCAGAAACCCUGCACAUCCAUUGCCAAAACAAAGAAUAUGCUGCGUAUAAUGGUGUGGAGGCUGCUGCAUAUGAUUCUACAUUGCAAGAGAGAGAUGGAAAUUCUGGAGACAGUCUUCCUACUUCUCAGAGUAGUCUUCUAAAAAAUUGGCCUUUAAUGUCGUCUAUUAUAACGUAUUGCGUUUUCCAACUUCAUGACAUGGCCUAUACAGAGAUAUUCUCUUUAUGGGCUAUUAGUCCUAGGAAUUCUGGAGGAUUGAGCUACACAACUUCUGAGGUUGGUGAAACUCUUUCUAUCACAGGACUUGGUUUACUACUAUUUCAACUAUUCUUGUACCCAGUAGUUGAGAGGAUUCUUGGGACAAUCAUGGUUUCACGCAUUGGAGCAGUUCUAUCUGUACCUCUGCUAUCAACUUACCCAUACAUAGCCAUGUUAUCUGGUUUUUGGCUAUCAGUGGUUCUUGAUAGUGCCUCAGUAUUGAAGAACGUGUUCUCUGUGUCAAUUACGACAGGGUUAUUUCUUCUGCAAAACAGAGCUGUGUCCCAAGAACAAAGAGGAGCUGCUAAUGGAAUUUCGAUGUCUGCAAUGUCUCUUUCUAAAGCAAUUGGUCCAGCAGCUGGGGGUUCUUUAUUCUCUUGGGCGCAAAAGCGUCAGGGUGCUUCAGUUUUGCCAGGUGAUCAGAUGAUUUUCUUCCUCCUUAAUGUGAUCGAGGUCAUUGGUUUGCUAAUGACAUUCAAACCAUUCCUAGUGCUUCCUGAAGAUAAUGUUUCCAACAGAAAACAUGAGACUUCAGAAGAGAGCAGAUAGUCACAUUUUUGGACUGGUGGAACUGGCUUUCAUCCAUUAACAUAGUUUUGCAUUAGGAAAGAAGUCCAUGCCACAAUACGCCCGAAUUGGCUUGAGUUGGGUGAAAUGAACAAAGAGAAGCUGGAAAAACGUGUUUCAGAGACUAUGUUCAGUUUCAAAUAUGGUUAAGAAAAUUUUGGAUGGUGUGCCUUGAACAGUCAGUAGUGGAGUUGACGUAGUUAGUUUCGUUUUAGUUCUUCCAUUGACUGUAAAAACAGUGAUGCCUAUCAUGUUCAAAUAGAUACUGCUAUUAGUCCCUUAUAAAGAAUGAAAAUAUGUUGCACAGAAA